AUGCAAGACCUCAAAUUCAACCCUCAAACACUCCCAUUGUUUGCAUUUUCUUUCAACUUGGUAGAAGUAUAUAUAGCCAUCAUCAGGUUCACGGGGAAAAAAGGAACACAUGGUCAUGGAUUGCAGACAAAUAAGGAGAAAGCAUGGAAGAGAAACGUUGACUUUCUCGGAAAACGUACUAGGGAACCAGAGUACCGCCCCACUUGUCGUACCGCAAGAGCGCGGCAACUUCUUUUAG
Molecule: messenger RNA, 238 nt
Organism: Sphenostylis stenocarpa
Lineage: Eukaryota; Viridiplantae; Streptophyta; Magnoliopsida; Fabales; Fabaceae
Source: the annotation of a GenBank genome assembly